AAGACUUAAUCAGUGUGCGUAAUUUACUCGACUACGACAGUGCCUUCAAAACAUGUACUCAGUAAACCAUACCAUUGCGCUUCUUAUUUAAUAAUUCAAUUUAUCAAGAAGAAGCAAUACUAAAAAUUAAAGGUAAAAUGGCUCAGAUUGGCGAAAAGCAGACUGAAAUCUGUUCAUCUGCAUUAGAUCUCAUUGGGAACACACCUCUCGUUGCUUUCGACCGAAUAUGGCCGGGACCCGGACGUAUCCUAGCUAAAUGUGAAUACAUGAAUCCUGGAGCAUCAAUCAAAGACCGGUCAUCGCUAUACAUGAUUAAUGCCGCGCGUGAGAGUGGAGAAUUAAAGCCGGGUCGUCCGGUCGUAGAAGUUACAUCGGGGAACCAGGGAUGUGGCCUAGCAGUCGUGUGCGCAGUUCUAGGGCAUCCCUUAACUCUCACGAUGCCAAAAGGUAAUAGUGUACAAAGGGCGAUUCACAUGGAAGCGCUCGGUGCUACAUGCAUCAGGGUACCUCAAGUUGAAGGCACCUAUGGUAACGUAACAAUGGCGGACGCAUUCGCAGCAAGAGAUGAAGCCAUUCGACUGAGCGAGGAGACAGGAGCAUACUUUGUGAACCAGUUCAGCAACAAAAUGAAUUCAGGUUCACAUUACUGUAGCACCGGACCUGAAAUUUGGAGACAGACUGGGCAUCGAGUCGAUGCAUUUGUAGAUACAGUGGGUACUGCGGGCACCUUUGCUGGUACUUCAAAGUUUUUGAAGGAAGCCAAUCCAAAAGUGUUAUGUUACGUGGUAGAGCCAGCUGGUUCUGAACCCAUCAAAGGUGAUCCGAUUACGAAGCCUUUGCAUUUAUUGCAAGGUUCUGGAUAUGGUUUGUUGCCUGAUUUAUUUGAAUAUGACCACAUGGAUGGAACCCUUAGUGUUACUGAUGAGGAAGCAGUAGAGUAUAAGAAACUAAUUGGUGAGAAGGAAGGUUUAUUCGUGGGUUAUACGAGCGGUGCUAACGUGGCUGCAGCCGUCAAGUUGUUGAAGUCGGGUCAGCUGCCAGAAGAUGCCUGGGUAGUCACUCUCCUCAAUGACACCGGAUUAAAAUACACACCUAUUCCUGAUGAACUGAAGUAAUAUAACAAAAAAAAACUUUGCACUUGCACUUUG
Messenger RNA from Pararge aegeria (speckled wood butterfly), 1148 nucleotides. RefSeq names its product putative inactive cysteine synthase 2. The record is from RefSeq and is a predicted model, not a curated record. NCBI's taxonomy places the organism in Eukaryota, Metazoa, Arthropoda, Insecta, Lepidoptera, Nymphalidae. Gene Ontology annotation, cellular component: cytoplasm. The coding region runs from base 138 to 1115 and encodes 325 amino acids. The transcript has a single exon.